Messenger RNA from Heterobasidion irregulare TC 32-1, 501 nucleotides. RefSeq lists its product as uncharacterized. The transcript has a single exon. Bases 1 to 501 code for a protein of 166 amino acids. NCBI's taxonomy places the organism in Eukaryota, Fungi, Basidiomycota, Agaricomycetes, Russulales, Bondarzewiaceae. The record is from RefSeq and is a predicted model, not a curated record.
AUGCGCUACACACACUUUGGUGCUUUGUCGGACCUCGAACAGUCGGUGAGCGCGCUUAAGAUAUGUCUUGCAGGUGUCACGGGCCCCGAGCGAUUUGUCUUUUACAAUCCGCUGAGCGUGUCGCUGGAGGCCCGCUUCCGGCGUCUAGGACAGCAGGAAGACAUACAGCUAUCCAUCGAGGCCUGUCGUGCGUUUCUGGAAGAGAGCGGAAUCCACGACCCGAUGAUCCGGAUGAUCGUCUUUUGGCGGCUUUCCAAGGCGCUCGUCGCGUAUCAUGACGCUACCGGGGACGGCGAGGUGCUGGACAAGGCGGCGGGCGUCGGUCGUGACGCUCUGAGGCUCUGUGGUGCGGACCAUUCGCUGCUGGCUGUGAUCCUGGCACUGCAGGGCACGAUUCUCCGACAGCGCUUCAUCGUACAUGGGAACGAGGAGGAUUUAAAGGCAGCAUGGACACUUGCGUGUGCUGCUGUGGCGACCCACGAGGCCUCCAAAGGCGAAUGA